UGGACUUUUGCCUCGGCGGCAGAGGAGCUCGGGGGCCAUUUUGUGAAGAGACGGAGAGCGAACGGUCGUGUGGUUCCUUGCUGUUGUAGCUCCGGCUUCUCGGCGUAGACCCGCAGUAGGAGAGGCAGGCUCUUCUCUCUCUCUCCUUCCUCUUGGGCAGCAAGGCGAACCCCAUCCUUACUCACUGGAGCUCAGCUUUGAUUUUUAACUUCCCUUCCCCACCCUUCCAGAACACACACAUUCCCAUUCCAAAAUUGAUUUUAUAAAGACAUUUUAAACAUACUGAUGCAACUUGGUGUGCGCUACGGCAAACAUACAGUGAGAUUUUUUUGAUCUUCAGCUACAGUAAGUUAUUACAAUUUUUUUUUUACAUUUUUCCUGACUUUCGCUGGUUUCCUUUUUAUUGUUGUUACUUACUAGUUAUUAUUACUAUACUUAUAAUGGUGAUGAUGAUGAUGAUAAUGAUUUUUAAACGGAUUAAAGUGGAGUUUUUCUGAAUGUUAAGAUUUCUUCAGCCUCCUGAUUGACUUUGGAGUUUUCCAUCUUGGGAGAGAAAGUGAAGGUGUUAGCAUUUUUAAGUAGUUUGAUCACAUAAACCUUUUCUCUCCCAACCCACCCUUGCCCUCAACCCCUUCCCCACACUGGAAAUAAUUUUACUGGCUGUUAAGUCUUUGACCUUAUUUUUCCUGAUCUUUAACUUAACUGUUUUAGAGCAUCUCUGGACGUCUGUAUUUUUAAUUUUUUUUAUUUUUAUUUUUUUUCUUUUUAAUCUUUGAUUUGUUAGAUUUUUAAACUGUGCUGCAAUAAAAUGUGUGUGGUACUAUUUAACACCUAUAAGGGUGAUGGCAUUUUCCUAGAAAGCCAUCUUCCUACUGUUUCCCUUGAAAUCCCAUCCUGCUUUUCCUGUACACUACCCCUCACAAACCACAAGCCGCAGCAACAUGGAUGCCCAGUCUGGAGCAGCAACAGCCAGGAUGACCUGGAGCCAGGGGGGCCUUCGGAACAGAUGUGCACCCUUCCUGGGUGAUGGUAAGAGUUUUCAGCUUUGUGAGAAACCUUACUAUCAGAGGAGAUGGCUAGCAAUGUUACCAACAAGACAGAUCCUCGAUCCAUGAAUUCCCGUGUAUUCAUUGGGAAUCUCAACACUCUGGUGGUCAAGAAGUCUGAUGUGGAGGCCAUCUUUUCAAAGUAUGGCAAAAUUGUGGGUUGCUCUGUGCAUAAGGGCUUUGCCUUUGUCCAGUAUGUUAAUGAAAGAAAUGCCCGAGCUGCUGUAGCUGGAGAGGAUGGCAGAAUGAUUGCUGGCCAGGUUUUAGAUAUUAACCUGGCUGCAGAGCCAAAAGUGAACCGAGGAAAAGCGGGUGUGAAACGAUCUGCAGCGGAGAUGUACGGUUCCUCAUUUGACUUGGACUAUGACUUUCAACGCGAUUAUUAUGACAGGAUGUACAGUUACCCAGCACGUGUUCCUCCUCCUCCUCCCAUUGCUCGAGCUGUGGUGCCUUCCAAACGCCAGCGUGUGUCGGGGAACACCUCACGAAGGGGCAAAAGUGGAUUCAAUUCAAAGAGUGGACAACGGGGAUCUUCUUCCAAAUCUGGAAAGUUGAAAGGUGAUGACCUUCAGGCCAUUAAAAAGGAGCUGACUCAGAUAAAACAAAAAGUGGAUUCUCUGCUGGAAAGCCUGGAAAAAAUUGAAAAAGAACAAAGCAAACAAGCAGACUUGUCCUUCUCGUCCCCAGUAGAAAUGAAGAAUGAAAAGUCUGAAGAGGAGCAGAGCAGUGCCUCUGUGAAGAAAGAUGAGACUAAUGUGAAAAUGGAGUCUGAGGCAGGUGCAGAUGACUCUGCUGAGGAGGGCGACCUGCUGGAUGAUGACGAUAAUGAAGAUCGGGGGGAUGACCAGCUGGAGUUGAAGGAUGAUGAAAAAGAGCCUGAGGAAGGAGAAGAUGACAGAGAUAGCGCCAAUGGGGAGGAUGACUCUUAAGCACAUAGUGGAGCUUAGAAAUCUUAACCCAUUAUUCACUUACCUAGGCGCUUGUGAGAGAUCAAAGUAACACCAGAUCCUCUCCCCUAGAAUCUUCUGCACAUUCUCACUGUUCUCCCUCCUUAUCCUUCCUGUGUUCAUUAAUUCAUAAUUGCCCUGCGCCUAGUUCCAUUUUCACUUCCUGUGAUGCUCCUUAGUAGUUUUGUUAAGUCUUACCCUGUAAGUUUUGCUUUAAUUUUGAUACCUCUUUGACUUAACAAUAAAAAGUUGUAUGGUUUUUAUCAACUGUCUCCAAAAUAAUCUCUCGUUAUGCAGGGAGUACAGUUAUUCCCGUUCACGAUUGCAGUAGUCGCUUCCCUAACUGCAGAGGCAUCUCCUUUACUUGUAACCCUGAGAGCAGCUUUGCAUUAGAGGCGUGUGUUUUCCCUCACACGAGUGGGACUGUUACUACACAAUGGAACCAUGUAUUUUUGUGAAUGGGGUUGGCAUGUCAAAUGCAUCUUACAGGAAAAUAGUGUUAUAGUCUUAAUAUUUGUUUUCUAAAGUUAUACCAUGGGUUAUUUUUGUGAACAGCCUGAUGUUUGGGAUCUUUUUCUCAAAAAUAAACAAUUCCUUAUUAAACCAGGAA
This is a messenger RNA of Rattus norvegicus (Norway rat), 2603 nucleotides long. The record is from RefSeq and is a predicted model, not a curated record. NCBI's taxonomy places the organism in Eukaryota, Metazoa, Chordata, Mammalia, Rodentia, Muridae.